ACGACAUCUUCUCCGUUUCCUCACCGCAAACCCGUUAGAUAAUAUCACUUUUCUCCACAGGAAGGUGGCCGUUCACCUGUCGGUAUGGCGAUGUCCACGUUUCAGAAGGUGACCCUCGCGACGUGUCUCGUGCUGUGCGUCGCUCUGCUGCUGCCCAAAAUGCUGUUAUCCCGCGGGAAGAAGGAUGCUGCUGAGCGGCCGGAGGGUCGCUUCCCUCCAUUGAUGCGCAGCCAGGCGGCCCCGGAGGGUCGAGGCCAGAAGGCCGCAGGCUCCGGCUUCUCCAGAGCCCACAACUCCGAGGCCAUAGCCAGGGCCAAGGGAGCAGGAACGGGGGCAGGAACCGGGGGGAAAUCCAACCUGGCAGGACAGAUCAUCCCCGUGUACGGUUUCGGGAUCUUACUCUACAUCCUCUACAUACUGUUUAAGAUCACAUCUAAGGGCAACAACAAGCCAGCCGAGAGCAGGUUUCCUUCGGUUCGGUCAGAGAACAAGAAGAGAAAGAUCACUGACUUUGAGUUGGCUCAGCUGCAGGACAAACUGAGGGAAACUGAGUUGGUGAUGGAGAAUAUUGUUUCCAACGCCCACCACAGUCCUGGCAGGGUGAAGGGGGUGACGGCGGAUCAGGAGGAGAGUCUCCUGCAGCAGCUGACUGAGAUCACCCGGGUGAUGCAGGAGGGCCAGCUGAUGGACAGCAUGGCACCAGAGAAGAAGACCCAGGAGGACUGGGAAGUUGCUGCAGAUGAUCCUGAGGAGCCUCAGCAGCAGCAGUGGGAACAUUCCCGCUGCUGCUGUCAGCACAGUCAGCAAGACCCCAGUCCCCAGACGAAGACAGAGACGGAGACGGAGGCUGAGAGGACACACGCCGAGGGAGCCCACCCGGAGAACCUUUCUGAGGACGUGACAGGUGGAGGAGAGGCCGCGCAGGGAGUAGAGGGUCUGAACAAAGAGAGAGGAUCUGAUUUGACAGCAGCAAGUGAAGAGGAUGCGGGGCCAGAGAGCGUAAACGAGAGGGCGGACCAACACAAGGAGGGAGGGUUUCAAAUGGAUCUGGGCGUCCCGGAGGACGACCUGGCUGGAGUCCUGAAGGAGCUGCAGCUCACACUGGAGAUGACGUCCAUGAUGGAGCAGGAGAAGGUGGAGGACCUGACCAGGACGACGGAGACUUCCUGCAGCGUCGUCAGACGCAGGAACAAGAGGAGGAGAGCCAAGAAAGCCUCACACUAACUCCCGACGCGACGCCACGUGAACUUAAGCCUGGGCUCUGUGUUUUUUUUUUUUUUUUUUUGAGGACAGCUUCUUCUUUUAAAUCGGUUCUCAGCAGGCGGGUUGUUUUCGCCUGCCUCGUUUACUUGAAUAAUAAUAAUAAGCGAGAAAAUGUGUGUACUGGGCAGUUUUAUAUCAGCUUCAUCCACUGGCUAGAAAAGGAACCAGUAUAGUUUAUAGUCUUAUCCUUUGUGUUGUCUUCCCGUCAAAC
Molecule: messenger RNA, 1474 nt
Organism: Perca flavescens (yellow perch)
Lineage: Eukaryota; Metazoa; Chordata; Actinopteri; Perciformes; Percidae
Gene: ric3b
Product: RIC3 acetylcholine receptor chaperone b
Exons: 6
Coding region: 85-1224 (379 amino acids)
Biological process (GO): protein localization to cell surface; synaptic transmission, cholinergic
Cellular component (GO): neuron projection; intracellular membrane-bounded organelle; neuronal cell body
Source: RefSeq, a predicted model, not a curated record